Phyllostomus hastatus (greater spear-nosed bat) is the source of this 3344-nucleotide messenger RNA. It is a transcript of the gene S1PR4, whose product is annotated as sphingosine-1-phosphate receptor 4. Gene Ontology annotation, cellular component: membrane. The coding region runs from base 1802 to 2956 and encodes 384 amino acids. Gene Ontology annotation, biological process: G protein-coupled receptor signaling pathway. The transcript has a single exon. The record is from RefSeq and is a predicted model, not a curated record. Gene Ontology annotation, molecular function: sphingosine-1-phosphate receptor activity. NCBI's taxonomy places the organism in Eukaryota, Metazoa, Chordata, Mammalia, Chiroptera, Phyllostomidae.
GGGCUCAACUGGAGUUGGGGCUCAGCUUGGGUUUAGGGCUCGGGGGUCUCACCCAAGGUCAUGUAUCAGGGUCAUGGUCAGCUUAUGGUCACAGGCUCAUAGUUCAGCCUGGAAUCAAAGUUCAGUCCAUAAUCAAGGCUCAGCCUGGGACCGGGCUCAGUCAAGGCCAGGAUUCAGCUUGGGAUCAGAGCUCAGCCCAAGAUCAAGGCUCAGCCUGGGAUUAGAAUUCUGUCCAAGGUCCAGGCUCAGCCCGGAAUCAGGACUCAAUCCAGGAUACAGGCUUAGCCUCAGAACACGCAGUGUGUCUCUGUUAAUGCGCCCGAGUCAGGUGGCCCCUUGUGUAGCCAGCAAUGAGGGUCAGCGGUCCCACUGCACAGGGUGGUGCCAGGAAAGACCUGGCUGAGCUUCCCGCCUUACCCCCGGCCUCAAACCCCAGCUGCGUGCACAGCUGCCUGGGUGGCUCCUCCCCCAAACCUCCCCUUUAGGACCGUUUUUUGCUUGUCACCUCCAGUGACAAUAUGCUACCACCUCCUAAGGCAGUGCCUUGCUCUGAACUUCCCUGUAACGGUCCUGCUGCCACAGCUGAACAGCGAACAAAGACAGGAGUGCUGGGCAGGGAUCACGGUCACCUGGACUGCCCUCCCUGCCUUUCGUGUGGGCCUGGCAAGGGAGACUCCUCCCCCUGAGACCCCAGGGCAGGGCUGUGCUUCACCCCCUCGAGUCCCUCAGGACCACUCUACUCCCCCCAAUUCAUUUUUUAUUUUAAAAUUUUUUAGAGAGAGGGGAAGCGAGUGAAAAAGAGUAGCGGGGGAGAAGAUUGAUCGGUUGCCUCUCAGAUGCUCCUGACUUGGGACUGAACCUGCAGCCCAGGCCUGUGCCCGGACCAGGAAUUAAACCGGCGACCUUUCACUUAGUGGGACGAUGCCCAAUCGACCGAGCCACACCAGUCGGGGGUGCCUCUCCCACUUCUCACCCCCACUUACUGCCUGCACCUCAGUCCUCAGCCACUUCAGGCUCAGAAAGCUCGAGCUCGGUCAGACGGACAUGGGUGGGGUGGGGCGGCCCCCGUUUUUCCUGUGAAUUCCCCCUCCCAGAGGUGAGGGACUGCCCUGGGUGGGGGCUCCCAACUCUGCUCCUGGUAGGGCCUCGCUCAGGGGGCAGAAGAGACAGCCAAAAACUCUGGUAAGGAGGGUCUGGACCAAGAGAUCCCUGUGUCUGUAGGUGGUCACCUCCCACUGUGUGACGGCUGGUGCCACCUCUUCAGGCCUCAGUUUCCUCUUCUGGGACAGGUGUACUGCAGGUCUGUUUUGGCCCUGUCAUGAGGAUAAAACGGGGUGCGCCUGAAUCUCAACAAGGUGGCCGGCAGUGCUUAUGUUCAUGUGUGGGCAGUCACUUAACACACACUUAUUAAGCACCUGCUAUGUUCCAGGCAGUUGGAGCAGUUGGGGAGAGAGUGAUCAAAUCGCCCCAUCCUGGAGGGAGUAGCCAGAAGGGGUGGCAAGUGCUUUUUGGGGCACAUUUUCCCUCCCUCUGGGCCCCCACACCCCUGGGCUUUCGAGGAAUGGGGGCGGGACAGAGGCUGGGGUCUUGCUGCAGGGGUGGCUACAGCGCCCUCCUGAGUCCCGGGGUUAGAGCAGACCGUUGGGAUGCCCCUCCCCUCCUGGGCCUCACCCCCACCCUGGGGGUACCUCGAACAUAACAGGAAAUUUCAAAUAACAGGAAACCAAGACCAGGCAAGGCAGCAGCUCCACCCUGCCCGGGGCCAGCCACCCCGGGCCUCAGUCUGCCCUGGGGGACUGCCAUGAAUGCCACAGGGUCCCCAGUGGAGGCCCAUGAGGCCUGCCAGCAGCUGGCGGCCGGUGGGCACAGCCAGCUCAUUAUCCUGCACUACAACCACUCGGGCCGGCUGAUGGGGCGGGCGGAGACCGCCGGGAGCCUGGGGGUCCUGCAGGGGCUCUUUGUGGCCGUGAGCUGUCUGGUGGUGCUGGAGAACCUUCUGGUGCUAGUGGCCAUUGUGACUCGAAUGCAGUCCCGGCGCUGGGUCUACUACUGCCUGGUCAACAUCACGCUGAGCGACCUGCUCACCGGCUUGGCCUACCUGGUCAACGUCCUGCUGUCCGGGGCCCACACCUUCCACCUGGCGCCCGCCUCCUGGUUCCUGCGGGAGGGUGUCCUCUUCAUGGCCUUGGCCGCAUCCACCUUCAGCCUGCUUUUCACUGCCGGUGAGCGCUUCGCUACCAUGGUUCGGCCCGUGGCCGAGAGCGGGGACACCAAGAGGGGCCGGGUCCUGGGCUUCAUUGGGCUCUGCUGGCUGCUGGCCGCCCUGCUGGGCCUCCUGCCCCUGCUCGGCUGGAACUGCGUGUGCUCCUUCCAGAGCUGCUCCAGCCUGCUCCCGCUGUACUCCAAGGCCUACAUCCUCUUCUGUGUGGUCAUCUUUGCCUGCAUCCUGGCCACCAUCAUGGUGCUCUAUGGGGCCAUCUUCCGGGUGGUGCGGGCCAAUGGGCAGAAGGCCUCGCGCCCCCCGGUCCGCCGCAAGGCCCGCCGACUGCUCAACACGGUGCUCAUGAUCCUGGUGGCUUUCGUGGUCUGCUGGGGUCCGCUCUUCGGCCUGCUGCUGGCUGACAUCUUUGGCUCCAACGUCUGGGCCCAGGAGUACCUGAGGGGCAUGGACUGGAUCCUGGCGCUGGCUGUGCUGAACUCAGCUGUCAACCCGAUCAUCUACUCUUUCCGCAGCCGGGAAGUCUGCCGGGCCGUGCUGGGCUUCCUGUGCAGUGGGUGUCUCAGGCUGGGCCUUCGAGGGCCUGGGGACUGCCUGGCCCGGGCUGCUGAGGCCCACUCUGGGGCUUCCACCACUGACAGCUCGCUGAGACCCAGGGACAGCUUCCGGGGCUCCCGGUCACUCAGCUUUCGGAUGCGAGAGCCACUGACUAGUAUCUCCAGUGUGAGGAGCGUCUGAGCCACAGCUGGGGAAGAUGGUCCAGCUGCCAGUGCCUGCCCCCAGAGGCCCUCCUCCUGGCCUGGAGGAGGCCCACGAUGGGGGGCCGGGAGCCUGGGAGCGCGCGCGCAGAGAGGCGGCAGGCAGGCCCAGACGGAGAGGAUGGAGCAGGAAACCAGCCGGGGGCCCCAAGGCCCUGUGUUCCUCCUCACAGCCCCAGGUCUGCUGGUGUUUCACGGUCUUGGAGAAGGAGGUGACUGCUCGCUGGAACAGAGAGCGCCCUGGCGUGGAGACAGUUGGGGUUACUAUGUCUGCCCCAGCUCCUCUCUGGAUUUCAGUGGGACUCCCAGGCAAUGAGGGGUAGGCUGUGGGGUCGGUGCCCUAGCAACAUGGAAAUUCAAUGAUGGUA